Messenger RNA from Rana temporaria (common frog), 1247 nucleotides. It is a transcript of the gene DECR2, whose product is annotated as 2,4-dienoyl-CoA reductase 2. Gene Ontology annotation, molecular function: 2,4-dienoyl-CoA reductase (NADPH) activity. Gene Ontology annotation, biological process: fatty acid catabolic process. The coding region runs from base 127 to 1053 and encodes 308 amino acids. The record is from RefSeq and is a predicted model, not a curated record. NCBI's taxonomy places the organism in Eukaryota, Metazoa, Chordata, Amphibia, Anura, Ranidae. The transcript is spliced from 10 exons.
CUCAGCUAUCUCCCCUGAUCGCUUGCUCAGGAGUCGGCGCAUGCUCAGAAAGCACAGGAGAGAGGGUGAAGGUUCAGUACAAAGUGCGGACAGGUCUGCGGGAGAACAGUCUUGUGAAGAAGUGCAAUGUCCGACCUUCCAGGUUUAGAUAAAGCUCCAGAAGAUGUGGAGAGUGAUGACUGUCUGGCCGCCUACACCCAUCUCUACAGCCCGGUUCUCCUCCAGGGCAGAGUGGCCUUUAUCACAGGAGGGGGCUCAGGGAUCGGAUUCCGAAUUGCUGAAAUAUUCAUGAGGCAUGGCUGUGACACGGUGAUUGUUAGCAGAAACCUGCCAAAGCUGAAAGAGGCAGCUGAUAAAUUACAAGCGGCAACAGGGCGGAAGUGUGUUGCUGUGGCUGGCGAUGUCCGUCAGCCUCAGAGCCUGGUGGACGCUGUCGAUGAAGCCUUGAGAACUUUCUCCAGAAUAGAUAUCCUUAUAAACAGUGAGUUUUCCGGGGUGGUAUUUUCCAUCCUCUUUGAUGCGGCUGGGAAUUUCCUCUGCCCGGCCAGCAACUUGUCAUUCAACGCUUUUAAGACCGUCUUUGAUAUAGACACAAUGGGCACAUUCAACGCCAGCAAGAUUGUGUUUGAGCGCUAUUUCAGAGAUAACGGUGGAGUCAUUAUAAAUAUCACAGCAACUUUGGGUUACAAAGGACAGGUCCUGCAGGUGCAUGCUGGCAGUGCCAAGGCCGCCAUAGAUGCCAUGACAAAGCACCUGGCAGUGGAGUGGGGUCCAAGUAAAGUGCGGGUGAACAGCUUGGCACCUGGCCCCAUUGUUGGCACUGAGGGAAUGCGCAGAUUGGGUGGAGCAGCCGCAGAAGCAGCCGGCUUAUGGAAUAAUAUUCCUCUGCAACGACCAGGCAAUAAAACGGAGAUCGCCCAUGGAGCCCUCUUUCUGGCCAGCCCUUUAGCAUCUUAUGUUACGGGAACAACCCUAGUAAUGGAUGGUGGAUCCUGGAUGACCUCGCCUAAUUACCUUCAAGCAUCGCUGGGUACCGCUCCUUCUCACCUUUAGAUGUGUGGACCUCUCAGACCAAGACGAGUCAAUGAAGCUGCUGCAGGAAUUGGACAGUUAGCUCCUGAUCAACACUAAUUUCCUUGUUUGACGCAUUCCUGCUCCGUUCCUCAGCUAAUGCAGAGUGGUUUUUAUUUGGGGAACAUGCAGGCCAUGUAUUGCAAAGUUUUAUUGGGACAAAUAUGAUGGGGGGG